CCGUCGCCGGAGAGGGAGGAAGAGCGGGACGCUGCCCGCCGGCUAGAUGAGGGAGGUGGUGCUCCACGUGUACGACGUGACCAACAGCGACUCCGACAAGACCAACAACACCAUCCUCCAGAUCAACCGCAUCUUCAAGGAUCGCAUCGGCCUCGGCGGCAUCUUCCACAGCGCCGUUCAGGUCUAUGGCGAGGAGGAGUGGUCGUUCGGGUUCUGCGAGAACGGCAGCGGGGUGUUCAACUGCCCCGUCAGCAAGAACCCCAUGUACACCUACCGCGAGCGCAUCGUCCUCGGCGAGACGAACUGCACCGUCGCCACCGUGAACCGGAUCCUGCGGGAGCUCAGCCGCGAGUGGCCGGGGAGCUCCUACGACCUCCUCUCCAGGAACUGCAACCAUUUCUGCGACGUGCUCUGCGAGAGGCUCGGCGCCCCCAAGCUCCCCGGCUGGGUUAAUCGUUUUGCCAAUGCCGGUGAUACUGCUGUGGUGGUUGCUGAGAAUACAGCAGUUAAGUUCCGGCAGGCUAAAACAGAAAUCGUCAAUGCUAGUAGAGUAGCGUAUAGAUUUAUGGCAGGCCUGACUUCAAAAAACCAAGCUUCGCCAGAGUCCCCAGGUGACCAAAACAGAGGCAGCCCCACUUUCCAGGGAACAUGGCUCAAGAAUGUUGUAUCAGCUGGUGCAAAACCAUCUUCGAGUGGGUCAACUCCUUCACAAGAAGCUGAUGAUGCACCCCCGUUGCAGCGCCAAAAAUCAGCAGACCAAUCGACAAGGUUGUAGCCGCUGUGUCAGCAGGCCUAUCAUCUGUCUGUGUUGAAUCUGUAGUGUAACAGUAGACAACAUUUGUUCAAAAACAUUGUCAUGUUUAUUUAUACAUGAAUCUGUGUGUCCCUAUCUUGCAGUUGAAGACAUGAUGAAAUGUUGAAAACGCUCAUCUGAUUCACAAGUUCA
Molecule: messenger RNA, 946 nt
Organism: Lolium rigidum
Lineage: Eukaryota; Viridiplantae; Streptophyta; Magnoliopsida; Poales; Poaceae
Product: deubiquitinase DESI2-like
Exons: 4
Coding region: 47-775 (242 amino acids)
Biological process (GO): protein deubiquitination
Molecular function (GO): deubiquitinase activity
Source: RefSeq, a predicted model, not a curated record